CUCUAGACUCUGAAUUAUUGUUUGAGGAUUUAUCUGCGCAGUUUUCUCUUCCACAGUGUUACUCUUAAAGUAGCACAUGGUGAAGGAAGGAUUGCCCCACAUGAGUAUUCCAAAAGUAGAAGACCACUCGAGCUCUGACAAAUGGACUGCGCUUGAAGCUGCGGUUGCAGAUUUGGUCCCAGAUUUCGGACGAAGGACCGGAAUUUCCGACACACAGAAGACAGAUAUUGCUGGUGGCUCAAAAAUCGAAGACCAUGUGGUCUUCAAAAGAGGUAGAGGCAGACCAAAAGGCUCGAAAAAUAAACCCAAACUGAAGGCGCCGUCACCUCUCUGGAGUUGGCCGUUCAGUGGAAGCGAUCUUGGUUCCAGCUGCAAUAUCCACUCGCUGAUAAUACAGCGCGGACACGACGUGAUCCAGUCUAUCGUCAAUCAAGCGAGCGCAUUUAUCCAGAACGGAGGAGGGUUGUACGUGGCCGGGGCUCAGGGUAUGCUCGCAGUGCUGACUCUUGAAGACCCAGUCCAAAACAGGCGAACGCUGAUUGGUGCAUGGAAUAUUAUUUCCUUUUCAGGGCUUCUGAGUGCAACUACAUCUCCAGGACAAAUCUCCAUGACAGUGAUCUGCCCUCCAGACCAGGCUUGCUGUGGAACCGUGGUUGGAGAUUUCCAGCCACUCAGUGAUUUCAUUACUGUCCAGGUGAUUUCGUACCUCGGCCCUCCCUGCUCAUCUGGCCAGGCCCAGAUGUGAUGUGUGAUGUAAGUGACAUGACAAGCGCAGUAGACUGUUGUCCUACAGAAGUGUUCAGGAUUUUAGCCUUCUGUUGUGAGACUCGCCGAGAUAGACUAUUUUAUAUAAUUCAUAUUUAGUAAUAGUGAACCUUGAGCUUCAAUAAGGAAGAAACUUCUAAGCUCUUGAACUCUAUCAACUAGUAUUUUGUCACUUUUACAUUGUCAUGA
Molecule: messenger RNA, 954 nt
Organism: Marchantia polymorpha subsp. ruderalis
Lineage: Eukaryota; Viridiplantae; Streptophyta; Marchantiopsida; Marchantiales; Marchantiaceae
Source: the annotation of a GenBank genome assembly